This is a messenger RNA of Musca vetustissima, 6808 nucleotides long. RefSeq names its product MAP kinase-activating death domain protein (gene Rab3-GEF). The record is from RefSeq and is a predicted model, not a curated record. Bases 69 to 6689 code for a protein of 2206 amino acids. Lineage: Eukaryota; Metazoa; Arthropoda; Insecta; Diptera; Muscidae. Gene Ontology annotation, molecular function: guanyl-nucleotide exchange factor activity. The transcript is spliced from 22 exons. Gene Ontology annotation, biological process: regulation of Rab protein signal transduction; regulation of apoptotic process. Gene Ontology annotation, cellular component: cytosol.
AAGCAGAGCAACAUCCCUAGUUGUUGUUGUUGCUGUUAGUGCAUUUGUGUUACAAAACAAAAGCAAUUAUGGCCGAACAGCAAAAACUUUCACUAUGUCCACGUUUGGUCGACUACCUGGCUAUUGUGGGAGCCCGCACUACACCGCCCAUACACAAAGGACUGCCGGGCAACAAAACACCUCCGGUGCAAAUUCCCGAACUAUUACGACGUUAUCCACCAUCUGAUCAUGCUGACUUUCCGCUACCUCUGGAUAUGGUGUAUUUUUGUCAACCCGAAGGAUGUACGACGGUGGGGCCACGACGAACUGGCUCCGCCAUACGUGAUAUGACCUCAUUUGUGUUCGCAUUGACUGAUAAGGAUUCGGGUAAGACCCGAUAUGGAAUUUGUGUGAAUUUUUACCGGCCCGUUGAUAAACCACAACCGAAUGCGGAUAAGGCACAGGGUCACAGUACAACACCGACAGCACAAAGUGGACGAGGCCGGCGUAGUUCGGCAUUUCGCCGCGAAUCAUGGCGAAAAAGUAUGGAACGAAGUUCUGACUCGGCAUUCAGUAGCGACUACAGAAGUAACGUCGCACCCAGUGAUUCAGACCGUGAAAUGACAUCCCGCAGAGAUUCCGAUACGCAACAUGGCCAAUAUGGCGGUGGUAAUCAUGGUGGUCAAUACAUGUCACAGCAGCAGCAAGUACCUAAAUUAGGUCUAAUGGCACCCUCAGGUGACUCUGAGUCUGGCGGAAGUCAUUCACCCUCACCGCGUGCCUCAAGAAAACGCACCAAGUUGCGUAAUCAAUCGCUGACAUCAUUGUGCAUCAUUUCCCACCAUCCCUUCUUUACAACGUUUCGUGAAUGUCUGUUCAUCCUGAAGAAGAUAAUCGAUGCGUGUAAUGAAUCGUCGUCGCCCAAGCGAUUGGGUGCCUCUUCACAGAAACAAUACAAAGACAAUGUGUGGACAGUGUUGACAGGUCUGGCCACUGAUUCGACAUCAUCGAUAAUGUUGCACGAUGUCAAAGAGAUUGAAACAUGGAUUUUAAGAUUGUUAUCGACACCAGUUCCAAUACCGGGAUCAACAAGGGUUGAGGUUGGUGUUCUCUCUCCCACAAUCCAUGAUCCGCUAACAUUUGCCCUACCCGAUCAUACACGUUUCUCCUUGGUUGAUUUCCCACUACAUCUGCCACUCGAGCUAUUGGGUGUGGAGACGUGUUUGAAGGUUUGGACACUGAUAAUGUUAGAGAACAAGGUGUUGUUUCAAUCGCGUGACUAUAAUGCCCUUUCAAUGUCAGUCAUGGCAUUUGUAACAAUGUUAUAUCCAUUGGAAUAUAUGUUUCCUGUUAUACCAUUGUUGCCAACUUGUUUGAGUUGUGCCGAACAAUUACUGUUGGCGCCAACACCCUUUGUUAUAGGGGUGCCGGCAACAUUUCUGGUUUAUAAAAAGAAUUUUAGGUUACCCGAUGAUAUUUGGGUUGUGGAUUUAGAUUCAACUAAGUUGACGCCACCCUCAGGAGGUUACGAUGAAAUCCCACCGCUUCCCGAGCCAGAGGGUACCAUUUUGAAAAAUCACUUAAAGCAGGCUAUGCAACUAAUGGAUGAAGCUGGAAUUUGUGCUUUAAAUUCAAUGGCCAAUGCAACACCGGUUAUGCCACCAGGACAACAAAUGAUACCAACGCCAAGGGAUAGUAUGACCGAUUCGGGAAUGUUGGGCUUCUCACAAAGCCGCCUGCCUGUCCAAUCCCCCUCACAGUCGGCCUAUGCGAGCCAAAGAAAUUCUGUAUCUACCCAGGGGGCAAUGUCACGUCAGCCAAGUCCCAUGAAUUCACCGGCUUUGAAUCCUUUUGUCUUUGGCACCGAUGUUGAUUCGGUGGAUGUGGCCACCAGGGUUGCCAUGGUACGUUUCUUCAAUUCCCAAAACACACUGGCCAACUUUGCCGAACAUACACGCACCCUGCGACUCUAUCCCCGACCCGUAGUGGCUUUCCAAAUCAAUAGCUUUUUACGUUCAAGACCUAGAGCAUCACAGUUCCUAAAUAUGUUUGCCAAAACUCAGGCUGUGGAAUUUUUGGCCGAAUGGUCGUUGACUCCAACCAAUGUGGCAUUUUUAAGGGUACAAACUGGGGUGAUGGAUCCCCAGCAAGUGGGCGACAAACCUAAAUGGUUUGCCAACUCGUUAACACCCAUCCGUUUUGCCGUUUGGGAUGAUAAUAGUUCCUUGAAUGGUGCCAUGAAGGCCCUUAAACAAUUGGAAUCUGCGGCCACCGAUGAGAGUGGUUCCGAUUCUGAGGGUGCUGAUAGCUCGAGUUCCUCAUAUUCAUCGUUAAGUGAUUUUGUCUCAGAAAUGGUUUCAUCCGAUUUAUCGCCUAGCUUGCAUGAUGUCUUUGGGUCGCACAAUCGUCAACAUAAUGUUCCGAAAACAUUGUCCACAAACUUAGAUCCAGCCUUGGUCUAUCAUCCGCCAAGUAAACUGCAAUAUCCGGAAGGUAUGGUUGAACAAAUGUCUUCCAAAGAGGAUGAAGAUGAUCGUCCGGAAAGUCCAAUGUCAUCGUCAUCGAGUCGUUCGGAUUUAAGUUCACCUAGUUUUAAUCGUGAUUCGGAAUUUGAUUUUCCCUCCAAGUCAUUUGAAUUGGCAGCACCGGUGGCGCAGAGAUUGGAGGCCACCAUAAAAGCGGGUAGUGUGGAGCAGGAAACGACAGAGGGUACUACCACGCUGUGUGUUAAGACGCCGGUGUCACGGACCAGUAGUGAAAAGAGAAUACCGCCCCCCAUAACUCCGGUAAAACAACCCAGUGUCACAAAUAUACUGUCAAGAGCCGGUAGCUCUGGUUCGAGUUCUAGCAGCCCUGGCAGGCAAAGUUCUCAGGGUUCGCUGUUUGAAAAUAUUGCCUCCCAUGCCAAAGAUUUGGUACGUGAAACCACCCGGCAAAGUAGUCAAGAGGGUAUUUUGGCCCACAUGGAUAAGAGUUCUCUGGAUGAUGAUCUAGAAAUAGAUGAUAAAAUGAUUCAAACAUUUGAAAAGCUAACCUUGCAUGCCAAGAAGGCAGCUGGAGAAGCUUCCAAGCAGGCUUUGGAGGUGUCAAAACAGGCAGCGGGUGUGAGCAAGAAUACUUUCGAAGAUCUGAGUUAUGUUAGCAAAUCAACAUUGGGAGAUUUAACAAAAACUGCCAAGGAGGCUGCCAGUAAAAAGGGUCUAAUAAAAAUUGAUGAAAAGACAGGAGCUGCAAUGCAAGCCCCAACCACUGGCACCGGUCAAGUGGCAACACAAAAACAAAUGACAAAUUCACCCAGUAGUGGCAGUAAUUUCUUUUCCAAUAUUGGUACGGACUUUAAUGGAUUGGCCUCAUCGACCAGUACCAUGUUUUCGGGAAUGUUUGGAGGAAAAAAAAAUCAACAAAAACCUCAACAACAGCAGCAGCAACAACAAUAUCAUCCACAGACCAUGGGUCCCAAAUCAAAAAGUGGUCUUGGCUUUGAUCCUUUCCCUGGGCGUAAAGGUCUGGUAGAACGUACACCCUUAAUAAAACAUUCAGGGCCCCACAAAACUCAAGAAGAAAUAACACGACAACAAAAUCAGGAAAGGUCACACAGCAAUGCCGAAAAUCAAGCCUUCUUAAAGGAUAUGACCACCCAGGUAUUGGCCGGUGAAGGUAUUGGUUGGCUGAAAAUGAAUCGUUUCAAGAAACUAAUGGAAGAUGAAUCCUACCGGACAUUUGUCCUCAGUAAGCUCAACAAGACAUUGGAUAAAAAAAUUGCUCCCGAUGAUCACAUCGAUGAUAUGUGCAUCUCCAAACCCGUUUGGAAGGGCAUGCUGAAAUGCCUACAGGCCAUUACGUCUGGCCUUGAGGUAACCUUUGCCAAUUUCGGUUUAGGUGGCAUGGCAUCGGUUUUCCAAAUGAUGGAAAUUGCUCACACCCAUUAUUGGACCAAGGAGCUUAACGAUGCCAGUGAUAUGUCAUCGAGUUUGUUGUCCAGUCAUGCCACCAGUCCAAUGGGUAGUCGUGAAAAUCUUCGAUCUCCUUCAAGUCCAAAUGGUUCUCAUUCGGGCCUCGGCAGUGAAUGGGCUUCACCGCAAGAAUCACGUAAAAGUUCUACCCAUACAGAUCGUUCGGGCCCCACAAUUCAUGGUAUGAGUGGCCAGAAUAUUGGACACAAUAGGCGUCUCUCGACGGCCGAUAGUCAGGAUGGCCAGUCGACAACGGAAAUGUUUAAAGAUAUGUUGGCCCAGAAACGUUCGGCGUUAUUGAGUAAAUUGACCUCAUUUGAUUCUGAUGCGGCUGGUUCUACGGGUGCCCUUUCGGUUGUCAGUGACCUCUUGCCUGUGGGUAGUUUGAAUGUUCGCAUGCCAUCCAGUUGUCGUUCAACUGUUUCAGAUACCGAAUAUGAAAAUACAACAACUUCAAAGGAUUCUAAACGUAGUUCAGGCAAUAUGUGGACUGGAAAAUCCACACUGAGUGCUGGUUUUCGAUAUACAGGUGGUCAUUUAAUAAAUACCUCUUCAUCACCAUCACCCGAUAGUCCUCGAGUAUAUUUGUUUGAGGGUCUAUUGGGUAAAGAUCGUUCGAAUUUGUGGAAUCAAAUGCAAUUUUGGGAAGACGCCUUCCUGGAUGCUGUCAGCCAGGAACGUGAUAUGAUUGGAAUGGAUCAGGGCCCAAUUGAAAUGAUGGAACGUUAUAAGGCCCUCAGUGAUUCGGAGCGUAAACGCUUGGAACAUGAUGAAGAUCGUCUGCUAUCGACGAUGCUUUAUAAUCUGACAGCAAUAUUGGUUAUGUUGAAUGUGAAUAAAGAAGAAAUACGCCGUAAAAUCCGUCGGCUAUUGGGUAAAUCUCAUAUUGGUUUGGUCUAUGCUCAAGAAGUUCACAAUGUUGUGGAUCAAAUAAAUAAUUUGAAUGGCAAUGACAUCGAUUUGAAACCAUUGGGAUCACGAUUAUUACAUCGUCAAAGUUUCACGGUUCACCAAGGUGUAGAUGCCUCUGGCCCAUUACGUUUUAUGGAAGUUCGAGACGAUGGUCUGGUAUUGCGGUCAGUGGAUGGUACCAUUGUCGAACGGUGGUGGUAUGAACGUCUGGUGAAUAUGACAUAUUCACCAAAAACAAAACUCUUAUGUCUGUGGCGACGUAAUGGUGGACAGACACAGCUGCACAAAUACUAUACACGAAAGUGCAAAGAAUUGUACAACUGCAUCAAAGAAGCCAUGGAACGUGGUGGUACACCCACCAAUGUUCCGGAGUUGGGCGGUGAAUUUCCCGUCCAAGACAUGAAUACGGGCGAGGGUGGCCUGUUACAAGUGUGCCUUGAAGGUGUUGGUUUGUUAUUUGCCAACAGCAAGUUUUUCGUUCGUUUGGAUCAUAUACGAAAGUGUUUUACACAAAAAGGUGGCAUUUUCGUAUUGGAAGAAUAUAAUCCUAAAACACGUCAGCUAAUACAACGAAAAUAUAAAUCGAACAUGGCCGAUCAAAUAUGUUAUUCGGUUCUAUGUGUCUUCUCCUAUGUGGCUGCGGGACAAGAUCAAAAUCAAAAGAAAAAUCCUGUUGUUAUUACACCACAAAUACAGGAUAUACAUGCCCAGCAGAAGCAACAACAUCAACAGCAGCAGCAACAACAACAGCAUCAUACAGCCACAUCUUCGACUGCAGGUGGCUCCACAACCACCACCUUAUCUUGCUCCAGGACAACAACACAUUUGCCUUCGCAGCAACAGAAUAGCAAUCGCCAGCAGACCAUAACCAUACGUCACACCCAGCCAAUGCAAAAGCCAAGCAUUACAACAUCCACGGUGCAGCCUCAGUCACGUUUGGUUCAUACCAAUGCUAGGACUCAUACCACGGCUACCACAACAAUUUCAUCAACAAAUGCCAGGGGUGCCAUACAACAACAGCAGCAGCAACAACACCCUCCUCCAUCAUCACACCAAUAUCAACCACAACAACAACACCACCACCAUCAACAACCCCAACACCAAACCACCACAACAACUUCCCACAAACAAUUACAAAAAUCUACAUCGGAGAAAAUCUCCUCGCAGCCCAAGGCCCAUCCACCACUGGGGGCCCGCAAAAGCAGCAGUGUUUCACAAACUGGCCCUCUGCCACAACUACCACCUCGCAUACCAUCACAACAUUCUACAGAAAGUUUGGUGGCAACAUCGCCCACACCCUCCACCGGUUCUACGGGACGGACUUCACGUGGUCCACCACCCGGCCCCCCACCUGCCAUUCCACCCCGGACAGGUGCCAUAGCUCGCAGUGGUUCAGUACAACAUUCCACCAUGCCCACAAACCAAAUGUCAGGAGGUGGCGGUGUUCGCCCCUUUGUACGACAAAUUUCCACCAACUCUACACCACCCCAAUAUACACCCCAACCACCACCGGCAUUUGUCAUACCCAAACGUCACACCACCAUGCAACGCGCCUCAUCCAUGGCCACACCAAAUCCAACGAUUAUUAACACUGCCGCUUUGUUCACCACUUGCAUGACAGCAGGCACCGCCUCAUCGGCAGCCAAUACCUCUGCUGCGCCCUCAACAACCAGUACCACUCCCUCACCCUCCUCAAUACCCUCCCCCUACAACAAUCUACAAAAACGUCCUUCAUAUGGCAGUGUAAGUUUGGGUUCCUCACUAUCCACCUCGCCCGGUUCAAAUGGUGGUGGCAGUGGUGGCGGUAGCAGCUCCACAUCGCCCCAAGGUCACCGCAAACACUGACGAAGGAGUUCAUUUUUCAAAAUUGUCGGUAUAGGUGGCGGGAAGGACAGUUGGAAAGAUAGCGGGAAAGAUGGUGGCAAGGAUUCGAGCCACAAGGAUGCGAGCCAUGCAGCUGGCAG